GUCCACGGUGGGUAGCUGUUGUAGUCAUGUCAGGGAUCUGACAGUGAGAGCUAACUUGGCCGCAUUAGUUAGUGAGUUAUCAGAAAAGUGUCCGGGAAGUUCUCAAAAGGGAAAGUGGAUUACAACGGCACGAAAACGCCGCCAAAGUGACCCGGUGUGGACGGUUGGCAUAAACCGGUCAAACCGUUAACGUGUCCGGGGGGGAUCGUUGGUAACCGUCGGUUAGCUGGUUAGCACUUAGCUGGCUUCCCGAAAAGAAGUAACGACAGGGCGGCUUGUUUCACGCAGUCAUGUCGGCGGCCGGAGACUUCGGAAACCCUUUAAGAAAAUUCAAAUUGGUCUUUCUCGGCGAACAGAGCGUGGGAAAGACUUCGCUGAUCACCAGGUUCAUGUACGACAGCUUCGACAACACUUACCAAGCCACAAUAGGAAUAGACUUCCUGUCGAAAACCAUGUACCUCGAAGACAGAACUAUCAGGUUGCAGUUGUGGGACACGGCAGGGCAAGAGCGAUUUCGUAGCCUCAUCCCGAGUUACAUCAGAGACUCUGCUGCUGCUGUUGUAGUGUACGAUAUCACAAAUGUCAACUCUUUCCAGCAAACCACAAAAUGGAUCGAUGACGUGAGGACGGAGAGAGGAAGUGACGUCAUUAUCAUGUUGGUGGGAAACAAGACAGACCUCGCGGACAAAAGACAGAUAACCACAGAGGAGGGAGAACAGAGAGCGAAAGAGAUGAAUGUUCUGUUUAUUGAAACAAGUGCAAAGACAGGCUACAAUGUCAAACAGCUUUUCCGUCGCGUGGCAGCCGCCCUCCCCGGCAUGGAUACCACACAGGACAAGAGUGGAGAGGACAUGAUUGACAUUAAGCUGGAGAAGCCACCAGAGCUACCUGUCAAUGACGGAGGCUGUUCCUGCUAAUUCCCACUAACGUCACUGCUAAAUAUUUCUCUUACUGUUUUUUUGUUUUUUGUUUUUUUCUCAAACCUGUUUGGUUUUUUUCUGUACCCUCGACUGCACCCGCCUCUGAGAACACUACAUCCGUUAUCCUCACCAUUGUGGAAACCUGCACUCUCACCUGGACGCUCUGAGGCUCAUAAAUCACUUUGAAUUGAAUAUUUGCACUGUAACACACACACACAUACAUGCGUUGAAACAGUAUUUACAGCUGGAGCUUAGCCUGCUUUACUGAGCUCCUGUUUGUCAUUUCAAAGACGACUUUUUGUACCAAACUGAAAUAAGGAAAAUGUGUGUUUAAGACAUCAGAUUAAACAAUAUGUUUAAGAGUGAGAAUAUUCUUUUAAAAAAAGUUAAAUAUCGCUUUAAGCUUAAUAAGCACAACGUGGAUGUUUUGUGCAUUUAACAUAAUUUGUGCCGUUGUAAUUGAUUGGCAAGCAUUCAUUCAUGAGUUCCAUCAACAGACUGCUCUUUUUGUUCGAAUAAUAUGUGGAAACGGUGGCUGUGUCUUGUUGAAGUAAAUCAACUGGGACAUCUCAGUGUUGACACGUCUACUGUGUCCACCCACGAUGCAGCUGAAGUUGGAAGCGACAGCCAUGAGCUUAUUUUAAAACCGAGUGUGUGCUUUACGGUUAGCUGCAACCAGCAGAGUCACAGUAACAUGUACCAGCAUGAUAAUGAUGAUGACCAAAACACAUGACACCAACUACAAGAGCAACACUGACACACCAUCCACAUUUACCGUCCUUCCUCUCUCCACACUCUGUCUGUCCCUCGAGAUGAUUUAUUUUUAUCUUCCGUUUUCUGUUUCCUCUUUAUUUGGGUAGAUCUUCUUUUUCUUUUCUAAAGACUACACCUAUCAUAGAUUAAAACUAUUACCUUGAUGAUAGUGUUUGAGGAGGAGUUUCUCAUAUAUUAAGAGUCAUAAUUAUAAAAUUCAAACAUUAGGUGGAGAUAUAUGCCUUUUUGGAGUUUAAUUGUAGAGGGCUUGUUUGGCUUUGGGGUCGUCUAGUUAAGUUUGGGAUGAUGUUUUAUGAACACUUUUGCUUGUUUUUAUUUAAUUUUUUUUGGCAUUGAUCUUUUGUUAGUGAUUAUUCUACAUGUGUAUUUAAUCCACAAUGACUUGUAAUAUUUAUUUCUAUUGGAUUCAUGUCUCUUUUUUUUUAUUUUUAUGGCUGUUAAUAUCUUCACUUUUGGUAUGAGUCUUGAAUCGCUAAUAAAAUAUGCAUCCAUCUGGACCACCAUGUUUAACAGAUUCGAGAGUGUCUGCUGGUUCCCUCUGCCAACUCGAAACGGCAGUUUGAUCACACUUGAUAACACCGUGCAAUUUAUUUGUGUGCGAACUUAUGGAGGAGUUUGAUUUGUAUAGUAUAGUAGUCCUUAAUGUUUCCGUCUGGAAUGGUUCUAAAUGAAAACAAAUAAAAAUACACUUGUCACCAAUGCUGGAA
Molecule: messenger RNA, 2401 nt
Organism: Larimichthys crocea (large yellow croaker)
Lineage: Eukaryota; Metazoa; Chordata; Actinopteri; Sciaenidae
Gene: rab6a
Product: RAB6A, member RAS oncogene family
Exons: 8
Coding region: 291-917 (208 amino acids)
Molecular function (GO): GTP binding; GTPase activity
Source: RefSeq, a predicted model, not a curated record